UCAUUGGCCUAUCUGGCAACACAUCUGCCGCUAAAGAGAUUAAACACCACUGCGAAUGCCGGCAAUCUUUCACCGUAGCCCACCUUCCAAGGCUAAAACAAAAAAAGGCUGAGACACCCUUGUGUAAGUCGACGUCAUUCUGAACGGGCUUCAAUAUUCAACGCUUCAAUCAUGUUUGGUUCCCACCCUCCUCCCUCUUGUCGCACUGAUGACGCCGUUGAUCUUCGCUUUGGCCCUUGGCCCAAUCCAAUCGAUCAGAGAUGGUCAUAGCUGACGUCGACUGUGGGCGGCCGGUUGCCAACCAUGCAAGACGCUCGCAUCAUAUAAAUGAUAUUGGACGAUGUGACCAUGUUUUAACACUAUAUCACGAGCACUAGACUGCUAGCACAGAAUAUAAUCCCUCGCCUUCCUUCUCAACAUGUCCGACAAAGAGGAUAACAACCCUCAACCCCCUCAGCAAGAGAACAAUAACCCCGAGGAAGAGAAUAACAACCUGGGGUCCCCUCAGCCCAAGGAGGAGCAGGACGUUGAACCCAAGCAAGAGUCCCACUCUGACGCUGAGCCUAAAGAAGAACCCAAGUCGGACAACGAGUCUAAACAAGACCCCCAGCCCGACCCUAAGCCACAAGAAUCCCAACCUGACACUGAACCCAAGCAAGAGCCUCAGUCAGAAGCCGAGCCCGAACCUCAACCCCAGCCUCAAAAAGAAGAACCUCAGCGGCGUCCAAGGAAACCCCGCCCACAGAAGUACCAACAGGACUCGGAUACUGAGAACAUCAACCGCGGCGACAUGGAUAACACCGCUGUGGAGAAGCCUCGUCGUCAGCGCCGCUCACGUCGCCAGCAACAAGAUGGCGGUCCCCUCGGCGGCCUCGGUGGUAUAGAUCAGGCCGGUGACCUCGUACAAAAUACAGCCGGCAAUGCCGUCAACGGCGUGACCAACACCGCCGGCAAAGCUGUGGGAGGCAUCCUAGGCGGCAACAAAGGGGAAGGACAGGAAGAUAGCGGUGGCAAGGACGAACAGCUGCGGUUGCGGCUGGACCUGAACCUGGAUAUCGAAGUGCAACUCAAGGCUAAGAUCCACGGUGAUUUAACCCUCGGCUUACUGUCAGUUCAACUCUCCCCCCCCCCCCUCCUUACCUUUGCGCCUAAAAAUAUCAAGCUAACUCUACAUAACAGCAACUAAAAACGAAUAUGAACGCGCUUAAUAGAAAAAGCACUUAUCCCACUUCGUCGGCUCUCAUAUGAAAUUUUUCGAUACCAUGUUACUGUUCCACUUCCCUCCGCCUGCGUAUAUUGUUGCCUCUUCUUGGUCGAUAAUCGCAGAUUAGAUGGUCCUUUCUCCUUUCUUUUUGUUCCCCUUGGGCUAUAUACUUAUUAGCGUUGGUUAUAUGAUGGCAUGAGCAACGUUCUCUCCUUUCCUUCCGUUGGUGCGAUGCUUGCAUGUAUAUUAAUUCCAGGCUUGACUAUGAUCAUGGUUAAGUCGUUGAGUGCGUGGAAUGGAUUAUUAAUGAAUUGCAAUUAUAUAUCCUUGAAUCACAUCAGAUAAAAGAAAGAGAAAGAAGCCAUAAGA
Messenger RNA from Aspergillus pseudonomiae, 1573 nucleotides. RefSeq lists its product as uncharacterized. The coding region runs from base 419 to 1186 and encodes 255 amino acids. The record is from RefSeq and is a predicted model, not a curated record. The transcript has a single exon. NCBI's taxonomy places the organism in Eukaryota, Fungi, Ascomycota, Eurotiomycetes, Eurotiales, Aspergillaceae.